AUGAAAGAAAACUUCCGUAGUCAAAGCUCUCCUUCUUUCUCUUCUUCUCCACGUCUUUUCCCUCAGCUUGUGAACUCGUCACUAGGAAAAUUAUCAGUUAAGACCUUCACUCACAUACCAUCGAACAUCCUCGAAAAAAGGCUCUUAGAAACCCGUGAGCCAAGUAAAGAAUCAGUUCGUCAUGUUGCCACACAAAUUCAUCGGUCAUUUUCUCAGAUUGGUUUUGCAUACUUAAUAAAUCACGGAUUUCCCAAAGAACAGGUCCUAGCAGUGCAGCAAAAAUCCCUGGAGUUUUUUAAACUCCCAAUCAACGUGAAGGAAAAGUACAAAAGGUCUCUACCUUAUGGCCUGGGAGGAUAUCUUAGCUUUAAUAAAGAGAUUCUUCAGCCAGGCGUACAACAAGAAAUGAAGGAGACAUUUGAAAUGAUCAAAGCUGACUCUGUAUUUCCUGCUGCUGAUGAAGUCCCUGGGUUUAAGCAAUCCUGUGUAAACUUCCUGGACUCCUGUAGAACUCUAUCUCGUCGUUUCUUGAAAGUUCUUGCAGUUGCUUUAGGUGGAAUCAAGAACAGGAAAAUGGGUCUCAGCCACUCCGCUAAAUGAUUCUAUUGUAGUCAACAUCGGGGGCAUGAUGGCUAUAUGGACUGAUGGGGCAUACCAAGCAACGCGUCAUCGAGUCUUAGUGCCAGAAGAAGAAGCUAAAAGACAAAGAUCAAGAAGUUCUAUUGCCUUUUUUUGUCAAUCCGGAUGAUGCUGUUACUGUAGAACCACUUAAUGGGUGGAAAACAUUCCCUGCUGUGAACGUCAAAGAUUAUAUAUAUGGUAGAUUUAUGGACACGUUUCAGUAUUGAUGAUUAAGAAUAAACAAAAAGUUAU
Molecule: messenger RNA, 873 nt
Organism: Limulus polyphemus (Atlantic horseshoe crab)
Lineage: Eukaryota; Metazoa; Arthropoda; Merostomata; Xiphosura; Limulidae
Product: probable 2-oxoglutarate-dependent dioxygenase At3g50210
Exons: 7
Coding region: 1-600 (199 amino acids)
Source: RefSeq, a predicted model, not a curated record